AUGGUUGGGCUGUGGUGCGAGUAUGUGCAGUGGGCGGAGAAGAACGUAUCGAAAUCGGAACAUGAAGCCAACGUGCUGGCACGUGCUUGUUAUUCUCUCACAGGCGAUCCUGCGCUGAAGGAUGAUAUUCGGUAUUUGCGUUUGUGGAUCAGACAUGCAGCGCUGCUGCCGAAUCCAGAUCAGGUCUUCGAGUUUCUUGAAAGAGAAGGAAUUGGAACUUGCCAUGCACUGUUUUACGAAGCGGCCGCUGCAAACCUGGAGCGGCAGCAUAAGUUCCAGCAAGCUGAAGAUGUGUAUGUGGAGGGAAUUGAUCGCGGAGCUCAGCCUCAGCACAGACUUCAGUGCCGUUUCCGUGAAUUCCAGCGGCGGAUGGCCAAACGCGCUGCUCGAGAAGGCCGGCAGAAGCAGCGUGAGCCGGUGGCGCAGGGUGAGGUGGCGCCUCUGUUGCUGCCGCCCACCGGGCCCGUCGAGCGAGAGCGAGAGGGGUUGCGGAGAGCCAGCAACCAGGAAGCGGUGCCUGCAUCCGCUGCAGACAUGAGCGCUAUGCAGAACAAGGAUUCUCAGCCCAGCUUCGAGCAGGAUUCCUGUUCACCAGCCCACAUGAACUCAGAGAACUCAGGGCGUUACAGCCAAGUACCCAGAUGGAGUUCAUCCACACUCCUGGAGGAUGAAGAGGAAGAGCUGCCGCUACACGACCAAGCGUUCAUAUCCUUUCUACCUCAGGGAGAUGACUUGGACGACGUUUCUGUCGAGGAGAUGCAGGCUGCACGGGUCUUGGCGCGCGACUUGUCUGCUCCGCCCCCGCGAGCACCAGAGAGAAAGUUGCCCGGACCCUUGGCCAACACGAUCAACGCGACCAACACGACUCAGGAACUGUCCAAUGGCUUGAGGGCACUGCUCUCAGAGUCGCGCUUCUCACGAGGUCGAUCAUCGGUUGGCUCUGUGUUCGAUCCGUUUGACGACCCAACAUACACAGCAGAGCUCGCACAGAAGGAAGUGCUUGAGUUGCUAGCAUGCGAUCCGCAUCAUGAGCCUGGCAGAAGAAAUUCGGUGCAAUUGAAACCGCUUGUCCGAGUUGGGCAGCGGUCAGCGAGAGGCGUUGCAGAUGCACCUGCCUGGACGGGUGGCUUUGAAAUUUUUGAUGAAGGCGACCCCGACCUUGGCAGCAGCUGA
Symbiodinium natans is the source of this 1173-nucleotide messenger RNA. NCBI's taxonomy places the organism in Eukaryota, Dinophyceae, Suessiales, Symbiodiniaceae. The record is from the annotation of a GenBank genome assembly.